GUGAGUCAUAAAAUGGAUCCAAAUGAACUAGUCAAGCUUAUUGACAUUCUUAACCCUCAAAAUAGACCAGGAAGGAUUACAGUAAUCGCCAGGAUGGGAGCUGAUAACAUGAGAGUAAAGCUUCCCCAUCUGAUCAGGGCUAUUCGUGGAGCUGGUCAAAUUGUCACUUGGGUCAGUGAUCCUAUGCAUGGAAAUACUACUAAAGCCCCUUGUGGACUCAAAACACGUUCAUUCGACUCUAUUCGGGCUGAGGUUCGAGCAUUCUUUGAUGUACACGAUCAAGAAGGUAGCUAUCCUGGUGGUGUGCAUCUGGAGAUGACAGGUCAGAAUGUAACAGAGUGUGUUGGAGGUUCUCGGACAAUUACUUACAAUGAUCUGAGCUCGCGCUAUCAUACACAUUGUGACCCAAGACUCAAUGCUUCUCAAGCACUUGAACUUGCCUUUAUUAUUGCGGAGCGCCUCAGGAAAAGAAGACUGGGUCCUAAGUUUGGGUUUUAGAAAACCGAUCUUACUCCCCUUUCACUAGUAUUCGCAGUUUGGCCUCUGUGUGAAGAGGUAUAAGCAUAGUAUGGGAAGAUUCAAUUUUAUAGUAAUAUGACACUCAAAACAUGGAAACUCAGAAAGGCUAUUCUACAGUGUAUGUGUUAAGAUAGGACGGACCUCUUGAUGCUUAAAGAUUGUAUAUAUAUAAUAAAUAAGAUCUUCGCAAGUAAUGCGAACUGACUCUGUUUGGUUUGAUAUAUGGAGUAAUAUUUUUAGUGGCA
Messenger RNA from Solanum lycopersicum (tomato), 764 nucleotides. The record is from RefSeq and is a predicted model, not a curated record. NCBI's taxonomy places the organism in Eukaryota, Viridiplantae, Streptophyta, Magnoliopsida, Solanales, Solanaceae.